CCGCCCCUUUGCAACACCAACCAUCAUCCAUCAAUUGCCAAUUGUUUCUGCUUUACAGCGCUGAGCUUUUGUCCGUCCCGGUGUGUGCGGCGUAGAGAUAGCAUCAGCGGAAUAUUGGACGGCGCUUAUCUCAACGACAAAGAACAACUCUCUGCUGCGCUGCCGCGUGAGGUAGCCCCCCUGCAACCACUAUGGCUGGCGCCUUUCUUUUGAUUGUGCUAUGCGUCGUCAUGGCUGUCGCGUAAGCUCUCCUUUCAUGGUCCCGUUGCCUCGAUUCUUUCAAACUAAUUUGUAAAACUGCUGCAGCUCGUUUUUCGCUGGCGCUGUCCCUCUGUCAUUGACCCUGUCGCCGUCGCAGCUGCGCUUAAUAUCCAGCAUAGGUGUAGGAGUCCUGGUCGGUACAUCGAUGAUUGUCAUUAUCCCAGAGGGUAUCGAAGCGGCGACAUCGCACGCGACUGCUGUUGCUCAACACAACCAGGCGCGAAGCCUGCUCCGACGACUGCCUUCGCCGAUUGCUGCCGAGGCCAACAAGCUGAUUCUUGCUCAACCGGCUCUUCUCGAAUCUCGUGAUACGACAGCCGAAAUUGUACAGACGAUCGAACGAAUCUCACAGGUCUCGGCUACCCGACUCGACGCUCGUGCGGCAAAGGAAGAGCAUGAUCAUGAAGCAGAGCAUGACAAACAUGUCAAAUCUGAAAAUGAACAUGACCAUGACAAGGAGCACAGCAAACACGAAAAGACGGACCAAAAACCCGAGGAAUCUGAUGACCACGGACACGGUGCCGAGUUUCCAAGUACUCAGAUUGGUCUGGCUUUGAUCCUUGGCUUUAUAACCAUGUUUCUUAUCGACCGAUUGCCCCAACAUGCGAGCGAGAGCUUGCAAUCAGGACCACAAACACAGCAGUUUAGCAUGGACACUCUCGGCGAUGAGCAAAAUGGCGGCAAUGAUGAAGAGGCGCAGGGUUUCCUGGGUGCUUUGGCCCCAACUCCAAAGUCAGCGCGCAGCAUGGCGACAACUGUUGGCCUUGUAAUUCAUGCUGCUGCGGAUGGCAUUGCACUCGGUGCUUCGUCCACCGCUGAUAUGAAGCUUGGCUUUAUCAUCUUCUUUGCCAUUAUGAUUCACAAGGCACCGGCUGCAUUUGGGUUAACCUCUGUACUCCUCAAGCAGGGACUAUCGAAACGAGCUGCCAGAGCGCAUCUGAUUGUCUUUAGUUUGGCUGCUCCAGUUGGCGCACUGACGACUUGGCUUCUAAUCACGAUUCUGGGUGGUAACCCGACAGCACCCUCUGGCCAUUGGUGGACCGGCAUGCUGUUGUUGUUCUCGGGCGGUACCUUUCUCUAUGUUGCCAUGCACGCUAUGCAAGAGGCAGGCUCUCCUCCUCACGAACACUCCAACGGAUCAGCAAGCUUUGGUGAGGGCGGUUCUCAGCGUAAAGCCCAAGGAAACGGAAUGCGUGAUACGGUGGCUACGACGAUAGGCAUGCUUCUACCUCUCCUUACACAGUUUGGACACCAUCAUUAAACGAUGAUGAACUUAGUGGGAGUCUACAAUGAAAAUGUACAUCUAUAUAUCCAAAUGUGAUGCAUGUAUAAUGGUGUGAUUUGAGGAACGAGGGCAGAGGUUGUCCACGUCUGGAAGGGCUCUGCAGUACUAGGCAGGGAACACGCGCCGCAGUAUCCCGGGCGUUGCAACCCGCCCUUGGCGUCGAUAUCUAAUGUGUCGCAGAUCUGAGCCACCCUCGCUGCAGUGUUGUGCAUUCGCAUAAGAUUCCUAUUCAAUGCAGGAUCCGGCGUUAUUUCCCUGUGCCUGCUACGGAGCCAGCGUCGGGGCCUUCUUGUGAAGGAUGCGUGGUUUCAGCUGUUGGUCCUUGCAUGGGGCCGAAUGUGAAGCAGCGCCAGUGUUAGAGGGGUGGAGUGCUGAACAAGGACCACCAGAUACUGUCCGUAGGAGUUGUUAAAGGUGCUGUUAUGUGCGUGUAGGUAAUGAAAAUUAAAAGAAGCUCCUACAGAAGAGCAUAAAUUGGGAAGCAUGACAGCAGGCUCGAUCAACAUAGUCACCAUAAAUAAGAGUCGCCAGCUGGCUGCAAUGCUAUGCUAUGCUAACACUCAAUGGACCCUUUUAGAGGCGAGCUGCUUAGCGGCGAUGGGCUGGCGG
This is a messenger RNA of [Torrubiella] hemipterigena, 2155 nucleotides long. NCBI's taxonomy places the organism in Eukaryota, Fungi, Ascomycota, Sordariomycetes, Hypocreales, Clavicipitaceae. The record is from the annotation of a GenBank genome assembly.